Betta splendens (Siamese fighting fish) is the source of this 772-nucleotide messenger RNA. It is a transcript of the gene mrpl51, whose product is annotated as mitochondrial ribosomal protein L51. NCBI's taxonomy places the organism in Eukaryota, Metazoa, Chordata, Actinopteri, Anabantiformes, Osphronemidae. The transcript has 4 exons. Gene Ontology annotation, biological process: translation. Gene Ontology annotation, cellular component: mitochondrial large ribosomal subunit. Gene Ontology annotation, molecular function: structural constituent of ribosome. The coding region runs from base 193 to 588 and encodes 131 amino acids. The record is from RefSeq and is a predicted model, not a curated record.
ACGCAAGCCCCCAAUAAACACAACAGAAGAAGAAGAAGCAGGAAGCUACCGCUUGCAGCAUGUUGACGUCUCAAUGACUUACUUUUUAUUGUCUUUACAUGUCUACACGAGGCUUCGGUUGAUUAAUUAAUUGUGAUAAGAACAAAGGCUCCGCUGGUAUAAGACUGCUCAUAUCACCGUAACCCAGUGGAAAUGUCGUCGCUGGGAGGUUUACUGAGAGCCGGAGCUGCCCUCUGUCACUCCGCUGGGACUCUGCUGCACACCGCCAGGGCCAUCUCUACUGGCACGUGCUGCCAGAUCCGAAUGCACGCCAUUCCUGAGCUGAAGAAGGUGGACAGGUGGACUGAGAAAAAGAGCAUGUUCGGAGUUUAUGAUAACAUUGGCAUCUUAGGAGAUUUCAAAGCUCACCCCAAAGACCUCAUUGUGGCCCCCUGCUGGCUGAAAGCGUUCAGGGGUAAUGAAUUGCAGCGUUUAAUUCGGAAGAAGAGGAUGGUGGGGGACCGAAUGAUGACGCUGGACAGACACAACUUAGAGAAGAGAAUUCGCUUCCUCUACAGACGAUUCAACCGCACUGGUAAACAUCGAUAAAGCGGAACAGACUAAGCUGGCAAAUACAUCAGAGAGGCUUGUUGGACUUUUGGAGUGUAAAGCUUAAUUUCAUGUUUUCACUGAGCUCAAUGGCUUAUUCAGGAAACUGGAAGAAAACUUUGUUUUAUGACCUCUAAAUAUUAUAAACUUUGUUAGAAAUCAUUAAAAUAAUGAAUAAAUUGUG